Molecule: messenger RNA, 1527 nt
Organism: Rhodotorula toruloides NP11
Lineage: Eukaryota; Fungi; Basidiomycota; Microbotryomycetes; Sporidiobolales; Sporidiobolaceae
Product: leucyl aminopeptidase
Exons: 11
Coding region: 1-1527 (508 amino acids)
Biological process (GO): proteolysis
Cellular component (GO): cytoplasm
Molecular function (GO): metalloaminopeptidase activity; manganese ion binding
Source: RefSeq, a predicted model, not a curated record
AUGUCGACCGCCCCGAAGGACAUCUACGUCGCAGUCCAGGACAACUCGCUCGUCUCGGCUGCCGCUCAAUCGGCUGCGGCAGACGUCGCGCAGCUGUGGAAGGACUCGCGCGCAAAGGACAAGGAUACCCGCACGUUCUACAAUGUCGGAGGACAGGGAAAGACGGUGGUCGCUGUUGGCGUCGGAAAGGCCAAGGAGCGCAAGGGCGGCGAGGGCGAGGAGAACGCCUUGAAGGAGCAGGCGAGGAGGGCUGCCGCCGUCGCGACGCACGCGCUCAAGGCCGCCUCGUCCAAGUCGUUCGCGAUCGACCCGCUCGACUCGCCUCACUCUGCCGCCGUCGGAGCAACCCUCGCCAACUUUGUCUGGAACCUCAAGACCACGAGCGAGGCCAAGGCUAAGCUUGAGCCGGUCGAGAUCAGCCUCCUCGGAGACAAGGCGGAGCCGUCGCUUGAGAGCGAGAAGGCGAAGGAGGGACGGAUCCAGCUCGACUGGGAGACUGGAAAGGUCUACGGCGAGGCUCAGAACUUUGCCCGCGUCCUCAUGGAGACGCCCGCGAACCGCAUGACGCCCACGAUCUUCUGCGAGACGGCCAAGAAGCAGUUCGAGGGCGUCGAGAACGUCUCGAUGGAGGCGCACGACCUCAAGUGGGCCGAGGAGAAGAAGAUGGGAUCAUUCAUCUCCGUCUCGCGCGGGUCGGACGAGCCGCUGCGCUUCCUUGAGCUGCGGUACAACGGCGCUGCCAACAAGGACGAGGCUCCUCUCGCCUUCGUCGGCAAGGGCAUCACCUUCGACUCUGGAGGAAUCUCGCUCAAGCCCGGCGCGGGUAUGAAGGAGAUGCGUGCCGACAUGGGCGGCGCUGCGACCACUCUCUCGGCUGCGUGGGCUAUCGCCAAGCUCAAGAUUCCCAUCAACCUCAUCCUCUGCAUCCCCCUCACCGAGAACAUGCCCUCCGGCAAGGCCACCAAGCCGGGCGACGUCGUCGUUGCCUCGAACGGCGUCACGAUCGAAGUCGACAACACCGAUGCGGAGGGCCGCCUCGCGCUCGCGGACGCGCUCUACUACGCUUCGUCGCAGUACAAGCCUCACACGGUCGUUGAUGUCGCGACCCUGACGGGCGCGAUGAUGAUUGCGCUGGGCAACCAGUUCACCGGUGUCUUUACCAACAGCGACUCGCUCUGGAGCGAGCUCGACGCCGCCGGCAGUGCUGAGCGCGACCGUGUCUGGCGCAUGCCCCUUGACGAGGGCUACAUGCCCCAGAUCAAUUACACCGGCAUGGACCUGUGCAACACGGGCGGCCGUCUCGGCGGCUCCUGCACCGCAGCCAUCUUCCUCAAGCGCUUUGUCGACGGACUGAUCGUCGAUGGCUCGGACAACGAGAACCAGGAUGGCCUGAUCCGCUGGGCUCACCUCGACAUUGCCGGCGUCAUGGACCUUGCGCGCAGCGAUGGAGGCUACAACCUCGGCGGCAUGACCGGUCGUCCCGUCCGCACCCUGAUCGAGUUCGCCCGUCGCUCGGUGAAGGCGUAG